GAAGUAAAAAAAAGAAAAAAAGAAAAAUCACCACCAACUGGGAUAAAGAGGAAACAUUUUUAACGGUUCAAGAUGACUACUUCAUGGAGUGACCGUUUACAGAACUACGCUGACCUCCCAGCCAACAUAGACGGUGUAGCGAUGAAGAAAUAUCGGCGUGAAGCUCACCACAGCUUUCCAAGGGAUCUGGCUCAAAACCAUCCUGCAAUGAGAGUUUUUGUCAACAGAAGCUUGGCCAUGGAGAAGAUCAAGUGUUUUGGUUUUGAUAUGGAUUACACUCUUGCAGUUUAUAAAUCUCCUGAGUACGAAUCACUGGGCUUUGAUCUGACGGUGGAGCGUCUGGUGUCCAUUGGAUAUCCACAGGAACUACUCAACUUUGUUUAUGACCCGGCCUUCCCCACCAGAGGUCUGGUGUUUGACACAAUGUAUGGCAACCUGCUCAAAGUGGAUGCCUAUGGGAAUAUCCUUGUCUGUGUGCACGGGUUCAACUUCAUGAAGGGGCCUGAGAUCAGGGAGAUGUACCCCAACAAGUUCAUCCAACGUGGAGAUACAGACCGCUUCUACAUCCUCAACACACUUUUCAAUCUUCCAGAAACCUACCUCUUUGCUUGCUUGGUUGACUUCUUCAGCAACUGUCCCAGAUACUCAAGUUGUGAGACUGGCUUCAAGGACGGUGACCUCUUCAUGUCCUACAAGAGCAUGUUCCAGGACGUCCGUGAUGCUGUGGACUGGGUUCAUUUUAAGGGGUCCUUAAAAGAAAAGACGGUUGAAAACCUGGAGAAAUAUGUAGUAAAAGAUCCAAAGCUUCCUCUUCUCCUAAGUCGUAUGAAUGAAGUCGCCAAAGUCUUUCUGGCCACCAACAGUGAUUACAAAUACACAGAGAAAAUCAUGACCUACCUGUUUGACUUUCCCCAUGGCCCAAAGGCAGGUACACCACACAGGCCCUGGAAGUCCUAUUUUGACUUGAUUCUGGUGGACGCUCGCAAACCAGUUUUCUUUGGAGAGGGCACAGUGCUGCGGCAAGUCGACACAACCACGGGUCGGCUGAAGAUCGGCACAUACACUGGACCUCUCCAACAUGGCAUUGUGUACUCUGGAGGUUCCUCUGACAUUGUGUGUGACUUGCUGGGGGCUAAGGGAAAGGACAUCAUCUACAUCGGGGACCACAUAUUUGGUGACAUUCUCAAAUCCAAGAAGCGUCAAGGCUGGAGGACCUUCCUGGUCAUACCUGAACUGGCCCAGGAGCUUCAUGUCUGGACCGACAAGAGCUCCAUAUUUGAGGAACUCCAGUCUCUGGAUUGCUUCCUUGCAGAGCUCUACAAGCAUCUGGACAGCAGCAGCAACGAGAGGCCAGAUAUCAGCUCACUGCAGAGGAGGAUUAAAAAAGUGACCCAUGACAUGGAUAUGUGCUACGGCAUGAUGGGAAGUCUGUUCCGCAGCGGCUCCAGACAGACCCUGUUUGCCUCCCAGGUGAUGCGCUACGCUGACUUGUACGCCGCCUCCUUCAUCAACCUGCUCUACUACCCCUUCAGCUAUCUCUUCAGAGCUGCACAUGUACUGAUGCCUCACGAGUCGACGGUGGAGCACACCCACGUCAACAUCAAAGACACCGAGUCGCCGCUCGCCACGCGAAACCGCCACGACGUCGACCUCAAGGAGUUCGAAUGCAAACGCCACCAGCUGACCCGCUCCAUCAGCGAGAUCCAGCCGCCGCACCUCUUCCCCCAGACCCCCCAGGAGAUCACCCACUGCCACGACGAGGAUGAUGAUGAGGAGGAGGAAGAGGAGGAAGAGUAGAUGGAGAGGACGAACAAAGGAGUCUGGAGAUUUUGCUCUCACAGAGGUUUGUGUGAAACAAGAAUCACUAAGGCUGUAGUACUUGAGUCCGCUCUUGGUCUUGAGUCCAAUCAAGAUUGUAUUAAUGCCACCACUGGAUGUUACCUUCACUUUCCUGCAUAUCUAAAAUUACUUUGAACAUUUUUAGUUUUAGUUUUCCCUCAGCACAACAACUGAAGUGAUUUCACCUGUUGGAACCUGCAUAUGUAAUGGUUGUCUGCAUUUGUUAGUUGAAAUGUAAAUAGUGGAUCUCCAGACAGAUCUACAUCACUGUUGAUCUGUAAAAAACAUAUAGAGGAUCAUUUAUACAUUUUGCAAGAUGUGUACAGUAUCCAUUACCUGUUUUAAUCUUAAACAGGACUCAGUUAGCUCUCAUCUCCAGCUUGAAUUGGCCUCAGAAGUGACUGGAACUGGACUUUGCUACAGCCCUGGUGAUUUCAUGCAUCAGGACAAGUUACUGAGUGUUGCAAACUGAGGUUAGAUAUAUCUAGUAGUAAAACAGUGUUCAGGCUGUUGGAUGUUGAAUUUCACAAUGAAAGGGAAGUGAAUAAGUUCUGAAUAGUAACAGAGAAGAGCUGCCUUAUUCAGGCAGAGGUUACAUGGUUGUCGGAUCAUCUGUAUGUAACUGAGUUUAUUUACAAUUUUCUUCUUUUGUUGCAGCAUCUAUUCAUUUAGCAGGGGCCAAAGUUGUGGUCCAGUAUGCAUUUAUUAAUUUGUACUGUAAAAGCCAUGCUCACUGCCCUGCUGCUUCCACUCGUACCAUACCUCACACUUUGAAAUAUGCUGACUGUAAGCAAGAGGUGAACCAAGGACGACACAAAGGAAAAAUCGACUCAAAUACAUUGUUUAAAAAACAAAACAAAACAAAAAAACAACAACUUUUUUGUGAUGUACCUUGCAUUUCUGGAAAUAUUUUGUUGCUUUAUCCUGUAUUUGACUUAUUCUCAUGGAUAACUGGCCAAACCUAAAACAGCUGAUGUUACGUUGAUGUAUUACCGGUGCAGCUACAAUGGAGUUUGUUCUACAGGAAAAUAAAGGGAAAGAAAGUGGCACACUUUUGACCUCCUUAGUGUUUACAACAACAAAUCCCUUCAACAGGGUGCCGAAAUGUAAGCCUGGAUUUAACAGACAGCAAGGAGAUCAAUAGUGUGCAACGUAAUUUCCUUUAUGUAUUAGUUUUCUGUGAGAAUGCACCGAAAGGUUUUUGUGUGUGUCCACUUCCUGCAAUUGCUUCACUCUAGAGCAACUUUGAGCAACCACACAGGAAGAAAUCGAUUACAGCACCAGCAGAGGGACCAAGUUCUUCCUCUGAUCACAGCCUCAGGCCACCACAAUGUAAUGCAGCCAUGAGACACAGGAAAAAAACUCUUUGAGUAAGCAUGUGGCUGCAAUCAUAGACCAGCCCUGAGGUUAAAAAUCAAAAAACAAAAACAAAGGCUGGCUAGCUACAUACAUAUGUCCCCAAAGGGUCACAGCAAGUUUUUUUGUGUGUGUGUGUGUGUGUGUGUGUGUGUGUGUUACCUCAUAAUAACUUUUGCACUCCAUGGCAAUAUUUUGUGUUCCCUUGCUAUAUGUUUUGCAUUGUUUUGCAAUACUCUUGUGUUACCUGGCAAUACUUUUCUUUAUUUCCAUUCCAUUCCCUGUGAGCCAUAAGUGUGUUUCUGCUCAGCUGCUCCCAGCACAUAGGACUCUUUUAACUAAUCCGAUAGCUGUGCCUAUUGAGCAGCAGUACUAUGACAGCAGAAUUAAUGCCCAGUUCAGAAUCAGAGUGAGUGAGCUGAUCAGUGCUGGGGCGCUGUGCUGGGAGCAGCUGAUUGGAAAUAGACAUACAGCACAGAAGGAACAGAAGUUGAAAAGUAUUAUGAGGUAAUGCAAAAGUACACAAAAUGUAUUGCAAGAGAACCCAAAACAUGUUGUGAGGCAACAUAAAAGUGAGUGCGAAGGAAUGCAAAAAUAAAAUCUUGUCAUUUCCCUUCGGGGGCGCCGUAUACAUGCACAGUUUAGACUGAAAGCAACAAAUAUAAGCUUCUCUUGUCGAAAGGCAUUCUAGGAAAUGAUGGCAAACGCAGGCUGAGUGAAAAGUGGACACACCAAAAAUGUCUAUUACAACAUAAAUAACUCCUGGAAUGCAGUAACAUCACAGGCGUAAUGUAUGUCACAGUGUAAGAGGGCCCAAGGGUGGAUUUUUCCUUUUAACAAUUAUUUCAGUGUACUUAGUGUAGUUAAUAUACACUAUUCUGAGUAUGCUAAGCUUACUAACGGUUGACCGAGUAUUUUUUUUUACCAACCACAAAUCUAAUAAUAAAAAGUAACGGGUGCUGCGGUGAGGAACAGCCAGAAGGAAUGUGCUGAUCAUGUAUCAUAUUCCACAGGGUUAGGCCACCUCUCACCUUAUUGUUUUAUUAGACCACAUUUGCCAGUAUCUCUGCCAGUCAGUUGUAGUGUAGUGCUAAGUUAUGUAGAUAAGACAAAGACCAAGGUGUUAAAGGGAUAGUUCACCCCUUUUGAAAAAUGUGAUAUUAUUUCACUCCCCCCCAGCUGUUCUGUAGGACAGUAGUGGUGCUAUGUUCCUCUCAUUGUUACUGAGUGCUGGAUACUGGCUGGAUGCUCCAAAUGCUAAACACCAGAUGAUAUUCUUGAAAAAGCUCAAAUUGAGUUUGAUGAGGUGUAGCAGAGUUUUACAGCCUGAAAUGGUGUAAAAUGUUGAUGGUUCUCAAAAAAAAAAAAAAAAGAAAAGAAAAAAAAAGAAAAGAAACGAGCUGUUUCCUUGUGUGGUCUAAGCUCUCUUUGCUGGUCCUCAGUUAAGAAUGAUGGCAGGUACCUAGAAGGUACAGGCAACAUAAUGAUGAAAGCAAACCAUAGCAAACUCAAACACAGAAGUGCAGGAGUCACCAGGUCUUUCCACAUGUCCAUAAUUGGGAAAAAUACAGUUUUACACAGUAUUUUGAGCAAAAUAGUUGUCCCUGUGCUUUCAGUAGUUGUAUGUGCAUUUUAGUAUCUGAAAUUUAUACUUGUAAAGUGAUGUUAAACCUUCUCUGAGUGGAUUAAGGUGGUUAUUUUUCAGAAUGCUAGCUGGGGGGAAGUCCAGCUCAAUGGCAGGAGGCUAACAGUUAGCAUUUGGACAUCCAGCCAGUAUCCAGCACUCAGUAACAAUGAAAGCAAGAUAGAAACACUGCUGUCUAACAGAACAGCUGGGGGGGAGUGAGAUAAUGUCACAUUUUUUAAAUUGGGCAAACUAUACCUUUAAUAUACUUUCUGUUACAUAGUUAAGCUUCCUCAGCUAUUUUUAGAGUGACUGUACAAGUCAUGGUAAUAUGCUAUGUAUAAUGUUCACAGAUUGCUAAACAAUUAUUGCCUUAUUCUGAUCUGCCAGCUUAGACCUGAGAAAAUGAAUGUAAAGAUUAUUGUAGAGGAAUAUAUACAGUAUAUUUUUGAGAUUUGUUUUCCAUAUAAAGCUUGACAGGAAAAAGCAAACAUACUGCAUGUAGUCUACGGUUUUAGUUUUUAGUCCAAGACGAGGACUGUCACGGUUCUAAAUCUGCUGUUACUGUCGUUUGAGAAAUUGAAUAUGAUGUUGUUUUGUCUGUUUGUUGGCCUGCAUCAGUAUGCAUAUCAUCAACACCAAGAUUAUAUUGUAGACUAUUUAAAGCCAUUUUUUUCUAUGAGAAGGCCUGGAAGCCUUACCAUCGUUCCUUUUUCUUCAUAUAUGUAUAUAUAUGUAUAUAUAUCUAUAUAUAUGUACAUACAUAUAGAUAUGUAUAUGUAUGUAUGUAUCACCCUGACUUGAAAGGACCUGAUGACAUAAUUGGGAAAUAAUCUGCUGUCGUGAUGAAGCAGUAUUAAGCCUUCCGUGGCAGAAUCCUGAUCUUGAGGGUUUUAUUAAUUGACAGAAGGCAAAUCCAGCCUUGGAGUGAAGUAUGAUUUGAAACGGUUAUGUCCAUGUCCCUUUCUGUUUAUUGCCGUACCCAAGAGAUGAUUAAUGUGACUUAGCAUGAGCCAUGCUCCUGUAGAAGUUGCCUCAUCCCAUGUCCAUGUUAGUGACUUAUUUAGACUCCCCUGGCAUGGGCCAGUGGUUGUUCAAAUAUCUCAUUGUGCCAGUAAGAUAUGUUCUCAAGUGAAUGGUUGAUUUAUUUGGGACCUUUCUGGGGCCCGUUGCACCCUGGGAUGUGUGUCCUGUUACUUCAGCAUGGGAGCAAUAGUAAACUGAGUUUCUAUGCUGCUACUGAAACACAGUGGUUUCAAAGUCCACCACUUAGCAAUGUGAAUUUUCCCAAAGCAUGUUACCAAGUGAAUGUGUUUUUCAUAUUCAGAUUUCGUCAAUGAUUUGCCUUUUUUUUUUCUUUUCAUAACAAUGAUGGUUUUAUAAAACACUGCAAUUGGCUGCUAUAGGUUAGAAUUUGAUAAGCAGACCUACACGAGUGAAACCGAACCAAAUGAAUGUCAUGCAAGUGUUGUUUCUAUUUUCCCAGCAGAGGUUUUUGCAUUUUACCACAUGGUGCAUGUUUUGAAGCUGCAUUGUUAGUGCUCUUUCUAAAUGUGGGAUUUGGGAUUGAAGAAUGUGAAAAAAGUGGGGGCGCUCCGAUUGAGAUGUUUUGAGUUGAUACAAACAUUUGUAAUAAAUUGUCUGAUACUUGUAUAACAAUUUACAGUUUGAGUCACAAAUAAAUUUUCAAAAUUCUG
Messenger RNA from Myripristis murdjan (pinecone soldierfish), 6516 nucleotides. It is a transcript of the gene nt5c2a, whose product is annotated as 5'-nucleotidase, cytosolic IIa. Gene Ontology annotation, molecular function: 5'-nucleotidase activity. Bases 73 to 1797 code for a protein of 574 amino acids. The record is from RefSeq and is a predicted model, not a curated record. NCBI's taxonomy places the organism in Eukaryota, Metazoa, Chordata, Actinopteri, Holocentriformes, Holocentridae. The transcript is spliced from 19 exons.